Drosophila rhopaloa is the source of this 7089-nucleotide messenger RNA. RefSeq names its product broad-complex core protein (gene mamo). Gene Ontology annotation, molecular function: protein binding. The record is from RefSeq and is a predicted model, not a curated record. Gene Ontology annotation, cellular component: nucleus. The transcript has 10 exons. Gene Ontology annotation, biological process: regulation of transcription by RNA polymerase II. Lineage: Eukaryota; Metazoa; Arthropoda; Insecta; Diptera; Drosophilidae. The coding region runs from base 796 to 5550 and encodes 1584 amino acids.
UGUGUGCGUCGUCGCGCGUUUCCCAGCGAUUAUACUGCAACGCGAAGUUUGAGGCACCAGCAGCGGCAACAUCAGCGGCAGGCCGCAGCAGCAUCAGUUGCAGCAGAACGCAGCAACAGCAGCAAUCGAAAAUUGCAGCCACACAUCCUUCCUGGGCGUGCGCGCGCGUUUUAAAACGCGCGCAAAAAUCGCCUGGCGCUUGUGGGAUUUUUUCUUGUGAUUUUUGCAUGUUCUUUUGCUAACUUUGCUGCUGUAUUCAGUCGCUAUCGCGAUCUUCUCAAGGCUGCACGCGUUUUCUGCUGACGCCGCCGUUCGCGUCGCUGCCGCGUCGUCAUCGCGUCUGCGUCGCGUCUACGUGUUCAAAGGCAGAAAUUCCUUUCAGUUCGUGCCGUUCGCCUUCAUAAUUCCCCCUAAUUAUCCACCGCACUUUUAAUAUUAUAUAUAUAUAUAUACAUUUUUUUUCGGUGUUUGUGUAAUGUGCAAAAAAGCGCAGAAGAAAUGAACGCCACGUUUGAAAUGCAUGCAUAACGCAUAUAAAGUUCAAGGAAGUCCAAAAGGCCAACACAUGCAUAUCUCAAGGAAAUAAAUUGAGGAAAUUGGGCCAAAAAGAGAAAUCAUCCCGUGAACUGAUCUUCGUUUUUGUGUAAUAUUUAUUUGAGCUAGAGCGGUUAUUAUUUUUGUUCUAUUCCGCCGCUGCCUGCUGCAUAAGCAAACAGGGUGAGUUAUUUCGAACGACUUCAAUUAGCAAUUGAGAUUACUCGACUCGGAGAAGCAGCAGCGUAAGCUGUCACCGACAUGGGCAGUGAGCACUACUGCUUGAGGUGGAACAAUUACCAAUCCAACCUGUUAGGGGUGUUUAGUCAAUUACUACAAGACGGGAGCCUGGUGGACGUCACACUAGUUUGUUCAGAGGGCACAUCCAUCAGAGCCCAUAAGGUGGUCCUCUCGGCUUGUUCCUCGUACUUCCAGAGCCUGUUCCUGGAGCACCCCGAAAGACAUCCAAUUGUGAUAUUGAAGGACGUCCGUUUUGCCGAGCUGCAAACCUUAGUUGAAUUCAUGUACAAGGGCGAGGUGAACGUGCAAUACUGUCAGUUGUCCGCGCUGCUCAAGACAGCCGAAUCCCUCAAGGUCAAGGGCCUCGCCGAGAUGACGAACCAGAACACGACGCUGCGCGAACCGGAGCGGGAACCGGACCGCCUGCGUCCGCAGGGCGGCGGCGGAAGCGGCGGAUCCGCCCACAAGGCGGCCGACAGUCCGGCGGCCGCUCUGGAUGCCACAGCGGCAACACAGGCUGCCGCGGCAACAGCAACUGCAGCGGCGACGGCGGCGGCGACGGCAACAUCAACCUCAGCAACAUCUGCGGCGGCAACAGCAACAGCAGCGGCGACAGCAGCAACAUCUGCGGCAACAACGGCAGCGGCGGGGAGCAGCAGCAGUGGCAGUGGCAGCAGCGGCAGUGGCAGUAGUACAACCACAACGGCGGCAACAACAACAACAGCAACCUGUGCCACAGCAGCAGCAACGGCAGCAGCGGCAACAUCCACGGCAGCAACAUCCUCGCUGACAGCGUCAACAACGGAGGAGGCAACAUCAUCAUCAUCGUCGACCGGCGGCGUGAAGCGGGAGGCCAGCGAUCGCUGCAGUCCCACGCCCGCCAAACGCUCCUCCCGGUUGCAUCCGGUGGACAAGGACGACUUGUCGGCGGAUCGGGAACGAGGGCCGGCCGAUGAAUUGCUGGCCGAGGAGCUGCUCGGUCGCAACUUGAACGACGAGGAGGAUGACGAGGUGGAGGAGGUGGAUGAGCUCGAUGAGAACGAGGAGGCGAUGCUGAGGGAUCAGGAGCAAGAGGAGGAGGAGGACGAGGAUGAGGAGGAGGACACGCCCAUGCCGCUGGAUCUCUAUCAAAGACCUAAUGUCGAGCCAAAAAGCGCAGCAGCAGCAGCAGCAGCUGCAGCGGCAGCAGCAACGCAGCAGGGCGGCAGCAACAACCUCAGCGGCAGCAGCAACACCUGCAACAACAACAAUAACAGCAGCAACAACAACAACAACUCCAGCAGCAACAACAACAACACCAGCAGUGGGAAAACAUCAUCAACGGCCAGCAAUGGCGGCACAACCAACUCCGGCGGCACCGCGGAUUCCGUGGUUGCGGUGGAUGACGAUGACGACGACGAUGGCGGUGAUCACCAGCGACAGGUGGACGAUCGCCUGGAGCAGGAUGCCGACGAGGAGGAGGACCCGGAUGACGACGAUGUGGUGGUGGUGGGCAGUGCCACCGCAAUGGCCAGGGGAAUUGCCCAGCGAUUGGCCCACCAGAGUCUGCAGAGGCUGCACCACCCGCAUCCGCACUCGCACGCGCAUCCGCACUCGCAUCCGCAUCCGCACCACCCGCACCACCACCAUCCGCAGCACCACCAUCCGCAUCCGCAUCCGCCGCACCACGCCCACGCCCACGCCCACCAUCCGCACUCGGAUGACGAGGACGCCAUGCCCGUGAUUGCCAAGAGCGAGAUCCUCGACGAUGACUACGACGACGAGAUGGAUCUGGACGACGACGACGAGGCGGACAACAGCAGCAACGAUCUGGGUCUCAACAUGAAGGUCGGCGGCGGCGGCGGUGGAGGCGGUGGGGGCGUGGACCUGUCCACCGGCUCCACCCUGAUCCCCUCGCCCCUGAUAACCCUGCCAUCGUCAUCGGCGGCAGCAGCGGCGGCAGCGGCAGCGGCGGCGGCGGCCAUGGAAUCGCAGCGCUCGACGCCGGCACAAGGAGCGGGAUCGGGAGCGGGCGCCUCGGACCUCAGUAUUGGUGGCUCCGGCGGUCGGCCGGCGUCCCGCAGUUCCCGCGACGGCGGCGGCAACGACGGCAGAGGCGGAGCCUCCUCGUCCAGCCUGCUGAGUCCCGGCACCGUGGCCAAUCUCCUGCCCGUGCAAUCGGUGCCAUUGAGCCUCAAGAAGGAGAUCGAUUGCAGCGAGGACGACAACAGCAGUCACAGCAGACACAUGCAACAGCGUUCGGCAUCAGCUGGCGGCGGCCUGGGCGGCGACCUUGACUACCGCGCCUCCCACGAGUCGCUGCUCCGCAACUUCAGCUCACCGAUGAGCGCGAUGGCCGCCAGUCGCUGCCCAACCCCCUUCGCCUUCCCCUUCUCGCCCCUCGGCCUCAGCCUCUUCGACAUCGAUCCGUCCAGAAUUCUCAGCAUACUGCACCACCAGACCUGGCUGGCGGAGGAGGCCCUCAGGACACGCGGUCUGCUGGCGGCGCCCAAGGACUUUCCGCACCGCUUCACGACCCUCAGCGAUCUGCUGACCAAGGAUUACCAGGCGGGCCAGUCGAUGGCCACGGCGACGGCCACGGCGACCACCGCCUCCGCCUCCUCCUCCUCCGGCUCCUCCUCCUCCGCGGCGGCGACGGGUCAGAACAGUGCCGGUCGCUCCGGCGACAUCCAGUACAAACACACACAGCAACCGCAGCAACCUCAGGCGGCGAACGCGACGGCGACCUUUAACCUGCGCUAUCCCACGGCCACGCCCACCGCCUUCUACCAGCAGCAGCAGGGCAAGGGCGCCAAAUCCUCGCCCUCGCCCCAGCAAAUGGCCACCAGCUCCACCACCAUCACGGCGCUGUCCAACGAUUCCGGCGAGGAGAGCUGCAAGCGGAGCUCGGCGGACAGCGACGAGGUGACCAUCGUGGAGCUGCCCAGCGAGAGGAGUGCCCAGCUGUACAAGGAGUCGCUGGAGCAGCUCCUGCAGCGCCAGCGUCGCACACCGGGACUCUCGGGAUCGGUGUCGGUAUCGGGAUCUGGAUCCGGAUCGGGAUCGGGUUCGCUAUCGGGAGCGGGCAGCGUCAUCGUGGACGCCGCCGGCCUGAGGCAGUACACCCAACUGUUGCUGGCCGGAGCGGCCGGAAGUGGUGGCUCCGACCUGAAGGAGAAGAGCUCCUCCUCGUCCACCUCAUCCACGCCACCGCUGCUCACCCAGCAGCUCAGCCAGAUGCUGAAGAGUCCCUCGGACACCUGCUCCUCGCUGUUCAGCUCCUCGGGCGGUGGCAACUCGGCAUCGGGAUCGGGAUCGGGUGUCCAGCUGGUGGGCGGCGGCGGCGGCAGCGGAGUGACCGGUGGCGAGACCAUCGAGGAGGAGACCCGCUGCGUCGUCUGCAACGCCCACUUCCCGAACGUCUGGCUGCUGGAGCAGCACGCCGCCCUCCAGCAUCCCCAUGUCGGACCCGGCGAGGAGAAGCCCUUCAUCUGCGAGCAGUGCGGCCAGUCGUACCGCUACCGCAGUGCCUAUGCCAAGCACAAGGAGCAGAACCACCGCGCCCGCCUCCCCGCCGACAAGCUCUUCACCUGCGACGUCUGCGGGAUGCAGUUCCGCUACCUCAAGAGCUUCAAGAAGCACCGCCUCAACCACGCCCUCGAGCGUCUCCAUGGCAAGAAGAGUGUGGGCGUGGGCGUGGGUGUGGGUGUGGGUGUGGGCAUGGUCGGGCGAAUGGGCAGUGCAGGAUCAUCGGGGCUAUCCGUGUCGGUGGCGGCGCCCACCUCGGGAUCGGUGACCUCGGUGGACCAGGAUGUGGUGACCAGUUCGCAGGAACCAAUGCUGGCCGACGAGGGCGAGGACCUGCGGGUGAAUGUGAAGAGGGAGGGCGCCGCCGAGGAGCACUCGGCCGAAUCUCGGGCCAACGACAGCGAGGAGCACGAGCAGGACAACACCGUCGACUCGGCGGGCAUCACGAUGCUCUACCAGGACAACAACUCCUCGGCCUCGGCCUCCACCAGCGCCACCGAGCCGAACAUCAGCAGCUCCGAUGGCAUUCAUAGUACAAACAAGCGGUCGCGCCUGCACCACUUGGAAACGGAUCCCUCCUACGCACACCACCAGCACCACCACCACCACCACCAUCACCACCAGCAGCAGCAGCAUGCGCACCACAAUGCGACCCACCUGGGCCACGUCUCACUGCCACUGGUGGCCACCUCGGCCGCCGGCUCCUCCUCCUCGGCGGCAGCCGCUGCCGCCGUUGCCGCGGCCACCGCUGCCGUCGCCCAGGCGCAGGUCAACUCCGGCGGUGGCGCCACCGGAAGCGGUGCGGCCGGAAGCGGCGGCGGUGGAGCGGGCGGCUCAGCCGCCGGCGGCGGUGGCAUCAGUUCGCUCAGCUCGCUCACCUCGCUGAUCAACGCCGAACGCAUUCCGAACGAGCAGUUCCUGGGACUGAAUCCCCAGGAGGCCUCCAUACUCAACUUCUUGCGCGUCGAUGCCGCCGAGCGACAGAGGGACAAGCGGCCGGCCACCUCGCGAUUCGCGUGCCCCUUCUGCGGCAAGUGCGUGCGCUCCAAGGAGAACCUGAAGCUGCACGUGCGCAAACACACCGGCGAGCGGCCCUUCGUGUGCCUCUUCUGCGGCAGGGCCUUCGGUGGCAAGUCCGACCUGACCCGCCACCUGAGGAUCCACACCGGCGAGCGGCCCUACCACUGCGAGUCCUGCGGCAAGUGCUUCGCGCGGGCCGACUACCUGUCGAAGCACCUGACCACCCACAUCCACAAUGCGCCGCGCUGAGAUGAGGCGCGUAGGAGGCGGCUCCUACGCAGAUAAGGAACCAGCUCCAGGAUCAGCCUCUGAAAACCACACACACACACCAUACACACACACACACACACACACCAUACACUAUACACCAUACAGAAUACAGAAUACAGGAAGCGUAGAAUGAAGCCUAUGUAUAAAUCCUAUUAUUACCAAAAGCUCUACGAUUAGAUCGAUGUAAAAAUUCAAUCGCAGGAGUUACAAUUUUUUUUUUUUUUCUUGUGGUGCAAACUAGAGAAAAACAAAAUUACGGGCAACUAAUUAGCACGGGUAUUAAAGUGUUUAAGAUUCUGAAUAUACACCUAUCUCCCUAAAUAUAAAUAUAUAUAUAUAUAUGUGUGAGUAAGGAUUACGAUUAUAAUUACGAAUUAUAAUUAUCGUAGCACAAGAUUACGUUUUUCUACAACUAUGAUUAAGUGCAGAUAGAUGGGAACGAAAUGCGAUUUGGUUCUGUGAAACAACUUAUUUCUCUAACACAUUUAACGAAAACAGCCACAAACUUUGCAAUAGCAAUAAACAAAAUAGUCUGUAUUUUCUACCGAAACAAAGAAGGGGGAUAUAUGUACCACACACAUUGUACCGCAGAUCUGCCGUUGAUAUACACAAUAGAUAAAAUAUAUUUAAUUUUACACCGAUCUAUAGAAGCUAAACUAGCAACAAUUUGUACAAAACAAGAAAAACAAAACAAACAACAAGCGAGAGGAAACUAACUUUGCAAGAAUCAAUGCAAUAACUGAACAAACUCUGUUACCUACCACAGAAAACAAUAAGCUAAUUGGGAUUUUAGUUAAUCGUUGUGCAGCAACUGUACUGAAACUAAGCCAACCACUAAAUGUAAAAGAAUGUUUUAAACGAUGCAAGCAUUAUUUAUUCUUCGGUUGACCGAUCUACAUACAAAUAUGUUCAGGAGGGAGUCGAAGUUGGUUAAUAGGAUUAUUGUAAAGCUAGGAGAUACUAAUGGGAUCUACCACCGUCAAUAGUUUAAUUUAUAUACAAAGCAAAGCGAAGCAAGGCAAAUCAAAACUAGAAACAAACAUAGCAACAAUUAACAAUUACCAAUAGCAAUUACAAUUAAAACUGCAACUACAACAACACAAAACUAACUGUGAUCACAACAAGAAAACAACAUUGAAGUUUUAACUAACCUACAAACAAGCUGAACAGGCAAGAAUAGUUUAUAGCGAUGGCAACCAUGGCAAACAAUAGAGAAUUUGGGCGGUGCUGGCAACUCUGGUGGCGGCACCGUCCGUCCGCUGGAAACGAAAUGUGCAAUUAAACAAUAAAAACAAUAAAAUAGGGAGAGCCCAUAGGUCAGAAAUGAUUUCUCAACAGAUAUUUGCUUCAUUUAACUCAGUUCAACAGACACAGAAAAAGGGAGAAUAAUAAAAAAGAAAAUGUAAAAUGGAGAAAACCAAAACCUUGAACCAAGAACAUCGAAUUAAAGUGUAAAUGAAAAUCCAAAAAGCGAAAAAGCGAAACAACUUGAUACAUAAAAGAAAAAAAAGGGGGGAU